AUGAAAAAGAAGAUAGGUAUAGUUUAUUUGUUUUUAGGUAUGUGGUCUGGUUUUGUAGGGUUGGGACUUAGUAUGAUAAUUCGUUUGAAUUUAAUGAGUCCUUAUCAUAAAAUCAUUUCGACUGAGUUAUAUAAAUUUACGAUAACUAGACACGGAAUCGUAAUGAUUUUUUUCUUUUUGAUGCCUGUGUUAAUUGGCGGGUUUGGUAACAUUUUGCUACCAAUAUUCACACGGCAGGGUGAUAUGAAGCUUCUGCGAAUUAAUUCUUUUAGUCUUUGA
This is a messenger RNA of Protopolystoma xenopodis, 279 nucleotides long. The record is from the annotation of a GenBank genome assembly. Lineage: Eukaryota; Metazoa; Platyhelminthes; Monogenea; Polystomatidea; Polystomatidae.